Aspergillus mulundensis is the source of this 510-nucleotide messenger RNA. RefSeq names its product TOM complex receptor protein TOM20. Gene Ontology annotation, molecular function: transmembrane protein transporter activity. NCBI's taxonomy places the organism in Eukaryota, Fungi, Ascomycota, Eurotiomycetes, Eurotiales, Aspergillaceae. Bases 1 to 510 code for a protein of 169 amino acids. Gene Ontology annotation, cellular component: mitochondrial outer membrane translocase complex; mitochondrial outer membrane. The transcript has 3 exons. The record is from RefSeq and is a predicted model, not a curated record. Gene Ontology annotation, biological process: protein import into mitochondrial matrix; tRNA import into mitochondrion; protein targeting.
AUGAAGACCUCAACGCUGGCUGUCGCUUCUGCCGGCACCAUCAUCACCGGCCUUUUGGCCUACGCCGUCUACUUCGACCACAAGAGACAGACCGACCCCGAAUUCCGAAAAGCAUUGAAGCGCAACAACCGACGACUGGCACGCGCUGUCAAGGAAGAGGCUGAAGCUCAAGGAGCCCAGCAACGCGAGAGCAUCAAGAAGGCUCUGCAGCAGGCGAAGGAAGAUGGUUUCCCCACAGAUCUCGAGGAGAAGGAGGCGUAUUUCAUGGGCCAAGUCGCCAAGGGCGAGGGCCUCUGCUCUGAAGGCGGAAACAAGAUUGAUGCUGCAUUGGCCUUUUACAAGGCGCUCAAGGUCUACCCUCAGCCCAAGGAUCUGAUCUCCAUAUAUGACAAGACCGUUCCCAAGGAAGUCCUGGAGGUUCUGGCCGAGAUGGUCGCUCUGGAUCCCACUCUGAAGCUCGGUUCUUUCACUGGCGAAGGUGGCAGUGCUGACCACCACGGCGUCGAAUAA